AUGUCUGUCCACCCAGCCGCGGUCACCGCCGCACUCGAAGGUCUUCCCACCGCCGCCGCGCUCACUGUCUUGCGCGGGGGUCAGGACGACACGCAGCCAAACACCCCCGCCAGCGAUGACAGUUUCGAUGUUGUCAUGGACCAUGCCGACCAUCUCACCCACCUCGCCACCGCCGGGGGCACCAGCGUUUUCGUGCGCAACCCUCCUCGCGACGUUGGCAGCAUCACGGGUUUCGUGUGCGCCAACUGCAACGUCUACAAUCUCGUGCGUGACGCCAAGGAAACCUGGUACUGCAUCACCACAGGGCAGAGGGCACCCUCCCGCGAAGCUGCUCUGGCUGAGUGGGCCAAAGCGUGCAAGGCGGGAAACGUCAAAUGGCCCGGCGUCGACAACACCAACCCUGACACCUUCCACCCCGCGGGUGUUGCCGCCCAUGAGGCACACCUUCUCGGGGAUGCUUCCUUCCCUCCCGCUGAGAUCGAUCCUUGA
Molecule: messenger RNA, 489 nt
Organism: Coprinopsis cinerea okayama7#130
Lineage: Eukaryota; Fungi; Basidiomycota; Agaricomycetes; Agaricales; Psathyrellaceae
Exons: 3
Coding region: 1-489 (162 amino acids)
Source: RefSeq, a predicted model, not a curated record